Messenger RNA from Candida albicans SC5314, 864 nucleotides. Its product is annotated as mitochondrial 54S ribosomal protein uL5m. The transcript has a single exon. Gene Ontology annotation, biological process: translation. Gene Ontology annotation, molecular function: RNA binding; structural constituent of ribosome. The record is from RefSeq and is a predicted model, not a curated record. The coding region runs from base 1 to 864 and encodes 287 amino acids. Lineage: Eukaryota; Fungi; Ascomycota; Pichiomycetes; Serinales; Debaryomycetaceae. Gene Ontology annotation, cellular component: ribosome; cytosolic large ribosomal subunit.
AUGAAUAAACACUUUAUCCGUUCGUUUUCUCAAAGCGGUGUGGUCUUAAGACCUGGUUAUUCUACUGUAAAUCCAGUACAUCAUUUGGUUAAAGUUGAGAAAUCUAAAUUAAGGCCAGGAUUGAAAGAACUAUUACUUCCAAAAGAUGAUAUCAGAUCAGUCAAAUUCAAACCAACUGAAAUUUCACAAGAUAGAGUCAACGAGUAUUAUCAAAAUGCCUUGCAAUCUGAUUUAUUAUUGCAUUUAUACGAGCAUGAUGCCGAGCCAAUAAUUGGGAAUAAGAAGCGUUCUUGGGGAACUGAUACACCUUUUAAAUUGUACCGUCCAUUGCGAAAACCAGUUGGAAGUACAAGACCAACGAAAAAUAUUUAUCCAAUAAACAACAAGAAUGUUCCUAAAUUAGAAAGUAUUGUUGUUCAAUCAUAUAAUAAAAAUGCAUUGGAAUCGCCCUGGUUGAAUAUCACCACCAGAUUGCAACUUGCGACUAUUACCAAUGUUAAACCAAAGAUUCUUUAUGGUAAAUCAAAUAUUUUACCAUGGAAAGUGAGAGUAGGAAGAGCAUGUGGUGCCAAGAUUGAAUUAUUUGAUAGAGACAUGAGUCAAUUUAUUAGCACUUUGACCGAAUUAGUGUUACCAAGAAUUAGAGCAUUUAAGGGUAUCCCAAGAACUUCGGGUGAUAAGAAUGGUAAUAUAUCUAUGGGAUUGACUCCAGAAGAUUGUCAAUUUUUCCCCGAAUUGGAACAUUUCCAAGAAUUAUUCCCUAACUUGAAUGGUUUACAAAUUACUUUUAAAACUACCGCACAAACUGACAACCACGCCAAAACCUUGCUUAGUUGUUAUGGUUUCCCAUUUUCUAAGAAUUAA